Capra hircus (goat) is the source of this 1167-nucleotide messenger RNA. RefSeq names its product dihydrodiol dehydrogenase 3. The transcript is spliced from 9 exons. Gene Ontology annotation, molecular function: ketosteroid monooxygenase activity; bile acid binding; androsterone dehydrogenase [NAD(P)+] activity. The record is from RefSeq and is a predicted model, not a curated record. NCBI's taxonomy places the organism in Eukaryota, Metazoa, Chordata, Mammalia, Artiodactyla, Bovidae. Gene Ontology annotation, cellular component: cytosol. Bases 39 to 1007 code for a protein of 322 amino acids. Gene Ontology annotation, biological process: progesterone metabolic process; prostaglandin metabolic process; doxorubicin metabolic process.
AAAAAAAUCAGACUGCUUACUCAGAGGAGAAACAGGCAAUGGAUCCCAAAAGGCAAGUGAAGCUUAAUGAUGGCCACUUCAUUCCUGUCCUGGGAUUUGGAACCUAUGCACCUCCAGAGACUGCUAAGAGUGAAGCUCAGGAAGUCACCCAAUUUGCUAUAGAGGUUGGGUUCCGCCAUAUUGACUGUGCUCAUGUGUACCAAAAUGAGGAGCAAGUUGGCCAGGCCAUUCGAAGCAAGAUUGCAGAUGGCACUGUGAAGAGAGAAGACAUAUUUUACACUUCAAAGCUUUGGUUAACUUCCCUUCGACAAGAGUUGGUCCGACCAGCCUUGGAAAAGUCACUGAAAACUCUUCAACUGGGCUAUGUUGAUCUCUAUAUUAUUCAUUUUCCACUGGCUGUGAAGCCAGGGGAGGAAUUAUACCCAAAAGAUGAAAAUGGAAAACUGAUAGCUGACUCAGUGGAUCUCUGUCACACAUGGGAGGCCCUGGAGAAGUGUAAGGAUGCAGGGCUGACCAAGUCCAUCGGGGUGUCCAACUUCAACCACAAGCAGCUGGAGAGGAUCCUGAACAAGCCGGGGCUCAAGUACAAGCCCGUCUGCAACCAGGUGGAAUGUCACCCUUAUCUCAACCAGAAGAAAUUGCUGGAUUUCUGCAAGUCACAUGAUAUCGUUCUUGUUGCCUAUGCUGCUCUGGGAUCGCAACGACUAAAAGAAUGGGUGAACCUGGACCUGCCCGUUCUCUUGGAGGACCCGGUUCUUUGUGCCAUUGCCAAAAAGCACAAGCAAACCCCAGCUCUGGUUGCCCUUCGCUACCAGAUACAACGUGGUGUUGUGGUUCUGGCCAAAAGUUACAACAAGAAGCGGAUCAAAGAGAACAUACAGGUGUUUGACUUUGAACUGACUCCAGAAGACAUGAAAGCAAUCGAUGGCAUCAAUAGAAAUAUAAGAUACUAUGAAUUUCUACUUGGUAUCAAUCACCCUGAAUAUCCAUUUCUUGAAGAAUAUUGAUUCUCGGGUCUCACUGUGGUUCUUUAAGAAUUUCUUGCUCCUGGGGCUGUGAAGAGGAUUUUUGUGAGUGGUGAAGGUGCUUGAAUGAAGUGUCUCAGCUUUUGAAAAUGCCUUUCUGUGUGAAAAAAUAAACAGUUUAUGAAACAAUUAAAACUUCAAA